CAGCGAUGACGUGGGUAGGGUGAAAAAUUGACCCAGGUCUUGGACCCUACUGGUGGCGCGAGGCGGCGCCGCCAGCUGUGUUGUCAACCUUACUCACCUCCCUCACUCCCACUCCACCGUAUUCACCCUCGACGCCUUCCCCCAUCCUCCACACUGAUGCUGUCAGAGAUCAGGGUGUACAAGGGACACCCAGAGAGAUGAACAAAAGUUAUGGCCAGCAGGGGGGUGAUUGUGUAAACUGUGGAGUUAGCACAUCUGCCCUACGUAGUGAAUUGGAAGUGUUGAAGCGACGCCUGCUGGAUCGUGACGUGGCCAUAGUACAGCUGGAAGCACAGAUGGCACAGGACAGGCCUGAUCACUACCCACAAGGUCAGGUGGCUGUCCUGAGAGCACAGUGUGAUCACUGGCAGGAUAAAUAUGACAGGCUUCUUGAGGCUCACAAACGACUACAGAAGGUGAACCAAGGUCUUGAAGAUAAGCUAUUGCGUUUGGUGGACCGCACCGAGAGUGAGAAGUCUAGUUUGGCUGCUGACACUGCCAGCCUCACCACAGCCCUCACCACAGCUGCACAGGCUAUUAACAGACUUAAACAGGAAAAUGACCGGUACAAGAAUGAUCUUAAUCUGGCUAUCCAGUUACUUCAGUGUAAUCCAUCAAAGUAUGCUUCUCACAAACUGGACUCUCUUCCAUCAGAUGUCCAAAAGAAGGCCAAAUUUCGUCUUGCAAGGGAACCUCGGGACAACCCUAAGCCAGAAAUUAAAGUGAUCAAAGUUCCAAUCCCAACUUUCCCACCAACUGCAAUGGUUUAUUCAGUUAAUAAAUAUUCAGAGGAAAAUGAGAAGGAAGAGCCAGUUGAUGCUGUAUCUGCAGCCAUUAUGGCUGCUGUUUUAGAGGAAAGGCAGCGUGAGAGAGCCAAGCGUCAUUGUUCUACAUGUUCCUGUGGUUCGCCAAGAACUGACACUGAGAAUGAUGUUCUUCAAACAGAAGACAGAGAGCUCAAUGGAAAUAGUCCAAGUAACUAUGUAUUUCAUCAAGAGGAGGAAUUCAGUAGGAAUAUUAAUCCAAUGUUCAAGGUAAAUAUAGUGGAUGUUGGAACACAGGUGCUACCUUCAUAUAUUGGUGAAACAGGCAAGGUACAGUCCACCUGCAUUUAUUGUCAGUCUUGUAAAAAUACGUCCUCUGAAAAAUUCACUUCACUUGAACCGGUUUCUAGUAAGGCAAUGAAUCUAUCUCAUCACUCGAGAUCCAAAAGUCAGCCAAUAAAUCAAGUAUCAUUGCAGAUGGAUGAAAAUCAUUCUGUAAUAAAAACUAGUGAUCCAAUAUCUCCUGACAGUGUGUUGAAGAGUCCAACAGUAAAGAGCUUCAUCUUUGGCACCCACUCAGGAAGUGCUUGGGACUGGGCAGCUGAAGGGCAUGAUUCAGGGACCCCUUCCACUCCUUCAUCUCUAAUUAGUGCUUCCUUAAGCUAUGAGAGUGAAACAAGUAAUGUGACAUCACCACAAGAUUCACCUGGUAGAUUAUCCCAAAUUCCACCAAGAUCUUUAAUAACUAAACCAACAAAAAGCAGUAACACAGACAACCCGGAUGGAAAUGUGAAUAAUAGUUCACAAACAUCGAGGCAAACGGGAGAGGUGAGUGUGCCAGCAUCACCAUGCCACACUACUGAUUACAACAUCAUAGGAUACUCAUCUCAACACACUUCCACUGCCAAUUCUUCUAGCCACAUACCAUCAGUAACGCCCAGUAGUUUUCCUCCUCAGAGUCAUUUAUCACGACGUCACAUUAAUCACUCGUCUCCUGUUCCUGCUACCUCAAGCAAAGUGUAUGACCGAACAAACCACUAUUUUUCUCCUACUUCUGUGGCUACUCAAAAAAUGUCAUUUAAUACACGAUCUCCACACCAAGAAGUGUUCACUCCAUCGAUUCACCGGUCCCCUCCUCAGAGAGUGUCAAGGGGUAGGAGAGAUUCAGCCACAGAUAUUGUAGCUUCCAGCACUACCACAGCCUCUAGUACUGAAACAACCUUGUGAAUUAGUAGAUGUCUUAAGUAUCUAACCACUUAGCAUAUUUUAGUGAAGAUGUGUGACGUGGCUUGGCAAUGCAAGUAUAUCACUUGGUUCAAUUAGGAAAUUAUCAAUAUUCAUGAAUCUUAAUAUAAUAUAAUAUACAGUAUAUAUAUAUGUAUGUAUAUAUGUAUAUGUGUGUAUGUAUGUAUAUAUAUGUAUAUAUAUGUGUAUAUAAUGGUCAAUCAGGUAAAUAUUAUUAAAAGUUAUUAAAUAACAUCCAGAAAAUACAAAGUAGAUACUGUACUGUUUUGCAUUUUCAGAAUAGACUGACAGUGGCAGUAUUCAAAUCAUAACUAAUGUAUGUCAUGUAAAAUACUAGUGCCCCAUAUAUUUCCUUGAAUCAUUAGUUUUUUCAGGUAGGGCCCAUGGGGAAGGUGGAAGGUAACAUUAUUAAUAGUCAGUGCACCUUGAAAACCUGGCAGUGGCUUUAGUUACCAUUGCUGCACUACCUGAGUGAGGAAAACACACACACUUGUUAAACUGGAAUUGGCAUUUUUAUGUCUUGUCUGUGCUCGUCCAUGGUUCAUAUUCUUUAACUACAACAUUGAUGUGUCAGUCUUGGUUAAUGAUUUAUAUCAAACAUCUUGAAACUGAAUGCAACUUUUAAAUAAUUUUAUAUUGUUAUUUUUCCUUUUGUUCCUUUAUCCUCUUCACCUUCCUUCAGUAGACAACUCCAUCCAGUUGAGGUAUCCUCAAUAUUUGUUCACAUAUUAGUGGCUUCAUUUCUUACUAUGUAAGCAGAAGUCUCUAAUUCACUGUCAUGUUAGCCAACUUAGAAUAUAGUAUCUUGCAGCAAUGUUUUGGUAAAAAGUUAGCACUAGUUUAGAAAUAUAUCGAAAGUGACUUCGCUGCAAAUGGCUUAUUUGCUGUUUAUUCCACAGACAGAUUGCUCUUAUCAUUGAUGAACCAUAUGAACACUAAUGUUGACUUUUUUAGGCGACUAUUUCUGACCAAUAGUUUGUGCCUCAGUGUGUUAAUUUUUAAUGUAAAUAAUGUAAUUUGGUGCUUUGUGUCCAACAUUGUUGGUUAGGUUCCUUUUCCUAAUUAGUCAAAAUAUUAUUGCGUGGUUUAAGGAGCAUAAAAUAGUUAAAGACUGUGGUCUUAUUUCUAAAUUAUACACCAAAAUAUUUCCCUUUAUCCAACACUAAAAUUAUGUACAUUAGUUAAUAUUGUAUAUAUACUGUGAUACUUUGGUUAAUAAAAACCUGAAUUCCU
Molecule: messenger RNA, 3281 nt
Organism: Procambarus clarkii (red swamp crayfish)
Lineage: Eukaryota; Metazoa; Arthropoda; Malacostraca; Decapoda; Cambaridae
Source: RefSeq, a predicted model, not a curated record